AUGGGCCCUGCAACCAUCUGGGACAGCAUCCAGCACCGACUGAGUGAGCACCGGGCAGAGGUUUGGGGGACCAGGGCGAUCCCCACUUACUUUCUCCCCUCACUGCUCGAUGUGCCGGUGGCUGCUUGCCAGAGCCUGCCCGCCUGUCUGCUGGCUCCCCACCGCCUUCCACAGCCUGGCCCCUGCGAAGCGCUGGAGGAAACGAAGCCGGAGCCUAAUGAAUCCCAGCCGGGGCUGUUUGAAGCUGUCCGAGUGACAAACGAUCCUUUUUGCAACCCUCUCUGCCCUGAUUCAGGGUUAAAACUCGGAUGGAUUUUCAGAUCAAGGGCUCGGCUUCUCCGGGAUGAUGACUCAGCCGGUGGCGGCGGCAUCCACGGCUCUGGCCCCUCUCCCGCCCGGCAGAGCUUCAGCAACAAUGGUGCUGGCCUCGAGCAGCGGCAGCCCUUGGCUGAGCGCGGACCUUGGCUUCCAGCGAUCAACAGGAAACGGGAGAUGGAUUUCUCGGCAAACUGGGCUUUCCAUAAACAGUCUGAGGGGCCGACCCGCGACGGCGGGAGCAGAGCAGAGUCGGGGCUGGGCUUUACAGCUGUUUAUCGCAUUCUUAUGCUCUCCUUUCCCCGCCGGCGCCGCAGCUCAGGGUUCCUCUUCUCCCGCAGCCCAAGAGCCCUGUCCCAAGGGGAAGGCGGCUUCUCCACCGGCUCCUCCGCCGGCAGCUCUGCCGUCGCGGUGCCAGGCUCGGGCGGGCCCCCCGUGAGGCAGCAGAUGCGUGACUCGGUGUUUCGGCGGCGUGGGCGGCCCCCCGUCCUCGGGGAACGCCGCUGCUUGGGGCUCGCCGAGGAGGGGUUUGCCUGGAGACGCCGGGAUCGUGGGCGCCCGUCCUCGGGAUAUGCCCAUCUGCAGAAAGCAGUCCAGCAGGAGGAACGUAUGGGGCCACUGGGAGGGAAGGAAAAUGAGAGCUGCCAGCAGCAGCCCGAGGGGCUCAAUGGGAACACAACAGGACCCUCACUGCAUGAUGGCAGCCUGGCCUUGGUGACUGAUCCUGCAGCCCCCCAGAAAAGCCCCAAGUCUGCCCUAGAGCUGCCCCCCACAGCAUUCAGUCUCGAAGCUAACUCCGACCAGGAGUGGAAAGUGGUGAAGAUCCAACGGGUCCUCAUUGACCCCACCAGUGAGCCGAGGAAAGCAGGUCUCUCCCGCAGUGCCAGCCUCUCAGAGAAGGAGCUGAAGGAGGCGAAGGCACGCAGCCAGAGGAUCGCAGAGCAGCUCACCACGGCACCCGCCCCCAGCUCCAAGGGCGUGCUGCUGUUCAACCGUCGCAAGCAGCGCGUCGAUGGGCUCACCGGGGCUGGGCACGGCGGGGCGCUGCCGCUGAGCCCCGUACCUCGGCCCCCGCCAGCAGCCAUGGAGGAGGGUGAGAGGCAGGGGGUGAAGCCAGAGCCUGGCCAGCCCAGCACCCCAGGAGAGGGGCUACGGGUGGACACCUCCCCUUGCCGGGAGCUGCCUGCAGAAGCCCAACAAGUCCCACUCAGCGUCUACCUGAAGGAGAACAUGGCUUUGGCUGCCACCAACGGUGUGCAGGAGCGGGCAGCCAGCAGGGUGGAGAGGCUUGAGGAUGCAGCAGCCCCUGCGGCGUCGAGCAUGACGACUCCUGUCCUGCUACAAAGCCCCGAGGAGGGGAAGAACAGUGAAGUGCCCGGAGAUGUGCCCAGCGAGGUGCCCAGUGCACCAGCAGGGACGGCCACAGGGAUAGCAUCACCAGCCAGCCAGCAGCAGAAUGGGGCACAGAACCGGCAGUAUUAUGAGGUCCACCUCACCCUGGCCAAGCCCAAGCCCGUGAAGAACCGCACAGCCAGACCCUUUGGCACCCAGACAUCCCCCGCCAGCAGCCAACCUGAGCAGGGACCCCCUGCCACUGAGCUGCCCCCACCACCCACCUAUGCGGAGACCCUGAGUAGCCCUCCACCACUCACCCGUGUCCGCUCACCCCCUGCCUACUCAGCCUUGUACCCUCCCUGGGAACAGAAGGUGCUGCCAGGUGCCCCCCUGGGCUAUGGAGUGAGUGGGCCAAACCCCCUGCCCAAAACAGGGAUCCUGGAAGAAUCAGCUGCUCGUAGAGCCAGCAAAAAGCCUAUGUUCACCUUCGUGGAGAAGCCGAAGCUGGGCCCCAACCCUGAUCUGCUGGACCUGGUACAGAGUGCAGAUAGCAGGAAGAAGCAGAAGGAGCAGGGGGAGCCCAGUGUUGAGGAUGAGUCCUUUGCCCUUGGGGCUGAAGCUGCCAACUUUGUCCCCAACAGCAUGGCUAGGAGUGGGCAGCAUCUUCCAGUGGCUGAUGAUGCUCCAGCUUGGUCGUCUUGCCUCAAGUCUCCUACCAUCAAGCCCAAGCCAAAGCCACAGCCCAGCCACAACCUCACUGAAGCCAGAGGGAAGGGGGCUGAGCUCUUUGCCCGCCGGCAGUCCAGGAUGGAGAAGUUCGUCAUUGAAGCUCCCUCCCAGCCUGAGCUGCUGCGGUCCCCAUCACCCACAAUGUCCCUACCUCCCUCCUGGAAGUAUGAUGUCAAUGCUUGCCUGUCACCCAUGGUCUCCAGACAUCCCUCUAAGAGUCCCUCCAGACCUGCUAAAACCCCCCCAGCGUCUCUGUAUGGUGGCAACCUGAUGGAGAAUGAAGUCUCGCAGAAGGAGCUGGAGAUCUCCAAACACCAGCCCUACCAGCUCCAGUCUUCACUCUUCAUCCUCUCCCCAUCCAAGGGGCCAGCUAGGUCCAUGCCCCAGGAGGUGCCUCCACCCAGACCCUCUCUUCCUGAUGCCUACCCCUACUCCCAGCAAACUUCCUGUCCGACCUCUCCCUUACCUCCUUCCCCAGUCUGGCAUCCCCCCGCCAUGCCCAGUGCUGGUCAGACCACCUCCAACCCCUUUCCCGGAGCGGCUGGGGCUCUGCCCCUGGAUCACAGCAGCCAUGCCAACCCAGGAGCCCCGGCCGAAGUGCUGCUGGCCUCCCCGUGCCGCCUGCUGCCACCCCGAGCCAAGGCAGGCUUCCAGGCGCCCCGGCCCUCCUACUCCACCAGGAACGCCGGCAUCGAGCCACAGGAAAGGCGGCCGUCCCUUCCCGCCUCGCCCACCUGGACCCCCCGGCUGGCACAACGCCCGGGCAGCCUGGAUGGCUGGGCCAGCCCAGCCUCCGUGCCCGAGCUGGACGAGGGAUCUCCCAUGUCACCUCCGUGGAGCGAGAGGUCCCUGUCCCCGCUGAGGCAGGAAGCGGACCCCCGGGCCAGCCGGCAGCUGCAGGCGCGGCUCGCCAGGAACAUCAUCAACGCUGCCCGCAGGAAAAGCUCCGAGCCCGGCGCCACGGGGCCGGAGGGCUCCCGGCCCUUCAUCUCCAUCCUCUCCGGUUCCCUCAGCCUGCCCCAGUCCCCCCGGCCAGCACGGCUGGAGGGCUCCAGAGCCUUGGCACUGCAGGCUGCCAGCAACGUGCCCGGGAGCCUAGGCACCCCCUCGCCCAUACACAAAAGCCCCUUGCGAUCGCCCCGGGCAGAUGUCCCCCAGUUUUGUACCUCCCCUGGGAUGCCUCGAGCUGCCUGGGCAGAGGGUCGCAGACUCCUGGUGCAAUCCAGCGUGUCCUCCUGCUCUGUCCCCAGGCUGUCCCCCAGCCCCAAGAGCCCCCUGCCAUCCCCCGUGGUGGGUGGGCGGUCCCCGGCCAAGCGCUGCACCUCCCGGUCCCCGUCGGACUCGGACGUCUCCCUCGACUCCGAAGACUCGGGGACCAAGAGCCCCGGCAUCCACAGCUUCAACCUCUGCCCCCGGGGCUGGACCGGCAGCCUGCGCCUGAAGCCGGGGGGGCUGCCCUCGGGGGCCCCCUGCACCUCCUAG
This is a messenger RNA of Indicator indicator, 3861 nucleotides long. It is a transcript of the gene SYNPO, whose product is annotated as synaptopodin. The record is from RefSeq and is a predicted model, not a curated record. The transcript is spliced from 7 exons. Lineage: Eukaryota; Metazoa; Chordata; Aves; Piciformes; Indicatoridae. Gene Ontology annotation, molecular function: actin binding. Gene Ontology annotation, biological process: positive regulation of actin filament bundle assembly; modification of dendritic spine; spine apparatus assembly. Bases 1 to 3861 code for a protein of 1286 amino acids. Gene Ontology annotation, cellular component: nucleus; stress fiber; spine apparatus.